Messenger RNA from Amoebophrya sp. A25, 2684 nucleotides. The record is from the annotation of a GenBank genome assembly. NCBI's taxonomy places the organism in Eukaryota, Dinophyceae, Syndiniales, Amoebophryaceae.
UCUAGAGCUGGAGGAGGGAGAAAGAAAACAGAAUGGGGACCCCUGACGAAGGCGAGCUUUUUGCAACGAAGGAGGCUGGGCCACGGUCAUCUCCUUCAGCCUCUGCUGGAGCAGACGAGAAGCCGACGCAAACAGUUUCUUCUGCAGAUGGAAGAGGAAGCACAACUGCUACUGCAGCAUCUUCGAAUCCUCAAGGCGCAAAGAAGUCCACAAACCCGUUUUCACCAAGACCCUCCCCUCCUGCGGUCAGCCGUCUCGAAGUUGAUACCGAUGCGACCUCUGGUAACAUACAAGCACCUCCAUUACCUGAGCAAGCUCAACCUACGUCCCCUUCUUCGACAUCAAGUGUUGCAUCCAUCCUCAAGACCGGACUUAUCUCUUGCUCGCAGCAGAUCUCCCAGAUGAUGAAUCAAGGCACGACAAACGCUCCUGUGUUUUCCCCGACAUCCAGGUCGCGAUUUUCCCUCAACAGUACGACUACAUCAACGUCUAGUACGUCGACUACAGCCACAAAAAUAAAUAUGUCUACCGCAUCAACAUCAACUACAACAACAACCACGACUGGAGAUGUGAGUAGAGUGUCAGCUCCAGGACCACCUAGUACAAAUCCGUUUACAUCAGCAUCAAUAUCGGGACCUACAAGAAAUAACACAACCUCCUCCACUAAAGUGGAAGAAGGUCGUGCACACGUCGGAGGUAGAAAAAAAAUAAUGGGUGAAGGUGAAGGAUUUAAUUUUAACCUCCCUCAGUUCGGGACUAGUCCGUCAGACGAUGUUGCCUCACCUCCUACGAGACCUGCACGAGAACAAUCGCGCUUUAUUGUGCAACACCCACCUCGUGACGCGUCAACUGCAACCUGGAGCGAUACUUCGGAUGAGCAACAAACUGCAAAGAUCAACGCUACAACCAUGAUCAAUGAGAAUAGAAGCAAACUACUUGGAGAACCUACUCCAGCUUCUGCUUCUUCAGCAUCAGCUGUUCCACCUGUAGCUCCGCCAGCUUUUGGUUCAAAGAAGUCUGAAACUGUUAACAUCCGCAGUAACCCUUUUCUGCAAGCCGAUGCAAAAGCAAAACAAGCUACAAGUACAACAGGAACAGGAGUUGCAAAUACAGGAGGAUCAUCUCCCUCUAGUACGAAUGUGCAGCCUUCUGCUUCGGGAAUGCCUUCUUCAUCUUCUUCAGGAGGCGGAAAAGGAUUUGGAGUACUUCUAGCUACCUCCGCGACGACCUCUAUUAAGGCUAGAGGAAAUCCAUCCUCACAGGCAUCAUCUUGGUCCCGUUUCUCAAGGGAAAAAAAACGGAAGAUGCCGCUCAAAAUGGGGGAUUUCUUCUAGCUCUAACUCUACUACAUCUUCUUCAAGUACAAGUACAAUAAAAAAUAAACCGGUGCCGAAAAAUGCUGGUACCGGACGUAAGUUGGGGAAGUUGAAUCAGUUUGACUUUAUUCGGAAAGCCGAAAUGGACAUGCAGACGAGGCCAGCGAAUUGGCGAGCGGAGAAGAACAAGACUUUGAUACCUAUGAGCGAGGUGGCGAAGCAUAAUAAGAGGCACGAUGCGUGGAUGGUCUUGGGCGGGAACGUCUAUGACGUCACGAGUUACAUGGCCUAUCACCCAGGAGGAAAAAGCGAAUUGAUGAGAGGUACUAAUACUCAUCAUACAUAAAUAAUUAAAUACUAGUAUUAAAUACUACUAUUAAAUACUCAUCAUGUACUACAUGUCUGAGAACAACUACGUUGUUUUUGAUCGUCGAUCUGAUCGAGUAGAACCGACUAGAAUCCUAACAUCAACAAUUACACUGACAGGUACUUUCUUGUUGAAUCAUUGAUUCUUCCAUAGUUGCAGAUUCACCACGCUCACAGCCACAGUCACCUCCUCACUCAUCAUCAGGUAUAGGCACAGACGCUACCCAAAUCUACAACGAUGCGCACGCAUGGGUUUCGUGGGAUGGUAUUUUGAAGUCCGAAUUCCUCGGAAAAGUAAGCUACAAUGCCUUCGACAACGCGGCUGCCACAUCAACAAAUAUGGGAGGUCCAGUAAAUCUUACUGGACUACCAGACAGCUGGUCUUCUUCAAAUGCUUUGCAGCCACCUCCAGGCAAGGAAGGACGGAUGGAUAAAAGUGGUGGCAAAGGAGGGUUAAUGGAUAAAAGUGGUGGCAAAGGAGCAGGAGCAGGAGGCGUAAUUCUAGAUUCUAAUUCUGGAAGAACAAGUGCUGGAACAAAAGGAGGAGAUGUUCCAGUAUCUGGAGCUGCGCGAAACUCUAUAGGCAGUGGAAGGAAGUUACUCGUACCCCCUGGUGGUGCACCCUCAUCUGGUCCUCCAAAGUGAGCGACACUUCAGAUACUACCCCAUAUCAAAACAGACUUGUUGUCAGUGUACUACACUUUCCCUGGGUGGCCCCCUUUAACUGUUUUUCGCGUCAAUGCUCUUGUCGUGCAUAGAUGAAGCAUCAAAAACCGCAAGGCAAUUUUUCAAAGCAUUUUUGAUCAAAUCAAUGUUACAAUUAACAGUACUUUACUACUAGCCGAAAGUAGUGCACAGAGGUACCAUGACAUGACAUGACAGAGCGUUUGUUCUUAAAGAUGAUGAUGAUGAUGAUGAUGAUGAUGAUUUUCCCUGACGAUGGCACACGACUUUCUAUUCGCCGAAGGUGACUGCAGAUGUCAAUUGGAAGUUAAACGACAC